AUGGACCCAAUUCGACCAGAAUUCGAACUUUUGGACUCAGCAGGACUUGAGUACCAUCGUUGGGUAUCUGAUGUGGAAACCACCUUCGUGGCAAAGGACUUCACCUCCACUAUCAAGCCAUCUGCCGACGCUGCUUCGGCAACUGAGAAAGACAAAGCUAAUGAUUUUAUGUUCCUCAAGAGGCAUAUCGAUCCUAACCUACGUUGGGGAAUGUCUCCGGGAGAAAUUGAAUAUUUAGUUGAUAGUGCAACCACCCACACUAUCCUAAGAAAUAGACAAUUAUUUUUCGAUCUUACUCCUUAUAAUACAUAUGUGAUUACGAUGAUUGGAUCAUCGCAAGUAAUAAGUGGGAGAGGUACUGCUCAAUUCUUGUUGCCAAACGGCACAAUGAUGAAAGACACAGAAGCUCUAUAUGCACCAAGAGCUCACCGCACUUUGUUAAGUUUCAAGGAUAUCCGUGCAAAUGGUUAUCACUUAGAAACUCACUGUGAAAAUGGAGUUGAGUACAUAUAUGUGACCUCUAGUGAAUGCGGAAGGAAGCGCAUCUUAAAGAAACUAAUGUGUCACUCCAGUGGAUUGUAUAUCACCAUUAUUAGGAUUAUCGAAUCCCAUGUGGUGGCCAACGAUGAACUGUUGUCCAGUGACUUAUACAAGCUUUGGCACGAUCGACUAGGGCACCCAGGUCGUGAUAUGAUGAUCCGUGUUUUGAAUAACUCACACGGACAUCCUUUCUUUCGAAUGAAAAAGAAAAUGAGACAAUAUAUUGUUACAAUGCAGAGUAACAAUGUGCAUUCUAAAGUAAAUGAUGCACAUUUUAUGCCUUCUAAAGUAAGAGAAGCGCAACCUUCGUCUUCAAAAGUAAUUGAAGCGCACCCACUGUCUCAUUCUUCUUCGUUGUCCUUGUCGAAGGCACAUCGCUCAUUCUGCAAAGCUUGUUCUUUGGCAAAGACAGUAUCGAGACCAUCCUAUGCUAAAGAUACAAUACAAAAUAUUCCAUUUUUACAAAGAAUACAAGGUGAUAUUGGUGGACCUAUACAUCCAGAAUGCAGACCAUUCAAGUAUUUUAUUGUUUUGGUGGAUGCUUCGACCCGUUGGUCACAUGUUGCAUUGUUGUCCACAAGAAAUGAUGCAUUUGCAAAGCUCCUAGCACAAAUUAUACGACUAAGGGCUCACCACCCUGAUCAUCCAAUCAAGUUUAUCAGACUUGAUAAUGCUGGAGAAUUUACAUCUAAAGGAUUUGACGAUUUUUGUAUGUCUAAGGGAAUUGACGUAGAGCAUCCCGUACCCCAUGUACACACUCAAAAUGGUCUAGUAGAAGCUACCAUCAAAAGGUUACAGAUUAUAUUUAGGGCAUUGGUUAUGCGUUUCAACCUGCCCAUUACUGCUUGGGGGUACGCCAUAUUGCAUGCAGCAUUACUUAUUCGCUUUAGACCCACUGUUAGCCAACCAUUUUCUGCGUACCAGUUGGUAACUGGAUAUGAGCCUGAUAUUUCACAUUUACGCAUAUUUGGUUGUGCCAUAUACGUGCCUAUUACGCCCCCACAGCGUACUAAUAUGGGUCCACAAAGAUGA
Molecule: messenger RNA, 1572 nt
Organism: Papaver somniferum (opium poppy)
Lineage: Eukaryota; Viridiplantae; Streptophyta; Magnoliopsida; Ranunculales; Papaveraceae
Exons: 2
Coding region: 1-1572 (523 amino acids)
Biological process (GO): DNA integration
Molecular function (GO): nucleic acid binding
Source: RefSeq, a predicted model, not a curated record